AUGAAUCAAAGUCCAACGAUAUACGUGCCAACAAAAAGGACUGACGAAGUCGACUGGGCAAAUCCUUUGAAACGUUAUAUUCAGACAAUGUAUCAAGAGGAUCCAGAAAAAUAUGCUGAGGAAGCUAACACUAUCCAUCGCCUUAGACAAGACAUGAGAGGUGCUGGGAAAGACUUAACUGGCAGGGAUUUAAUGUAUCGUUAUUAUGGACAAUUAGAACUACUUGAAUUGAGAUUUCCUGUCGACGAAAACCACAUUAGAGUCUCUUUCACAUGGUACGAUGCUUUCACUCAUAAAGCAACUUCUCAAUUUUCACUUGCGUAUGAAAAAGCAUGUACAAUAUUCAACAUAGCUUCCACCCUAUCUGCUAUCGCUGCUUAUCAAAAUCGGUCUGAGACUGAUGGUGUUAAACGUGCAUUCAAUUUCUUUCAAGCUGCUGCUGGAAUGUAUAAUUAUAUCAAUGACAAUUUUUUACAUGCUCCUUCAACUGACUUAAGUCGAGAUGCUGUAAAGUUACUCUCUCAAUUAAUGUUAACGCAAGCUCAAGAGACUUUUCUUGAACAAAGUAUAAGUGGAAAAAAGAAGCCUGCUCUUAUUGCUAAAUUAGCUUCUCAAACUGGAUGGUCUUAUGGCAAUAUUGUCGAAAAUAUGAACGAUCUGGUUACAAAAAGCGUAUUUGAUCGAAGUUGGUUAACCGUUUGUCAAAUUAAACAUAAAUAUCACAUGUCAAUUGCACAAUAUCAAAAAGCUCUGGCUUGUGAAGAGGAAGGCAAAUAUGGUGAAUGCGUUGGUCGUCUUAAUAUGGCUGAAACUUUUGCUAAAGAUGCCAACAAAUCAUCCAAUAGUUUUGUUUCUUCCUUUUCUCCAACAAAUUCACCAACUCUUCCUCCUGACGCUGCUAUCUCUUUACAAGAUCUCACAAAAUCAAAUCUAGCUCUUAUUACCGAGAAAAAAAAUUCUGCAACAAAAGACAAUGAUAUUGUUUAUCAUGAUACUGUUCCACAAGAAAGUGUCAUUCCACCUAUUGAAAAGUUAAUCGCUGUAAAAUCUAUACCAAUACAGGAGCUUUAUAAUAAUCCAAACGAUAUUCAAAAAGUUAUUGGUGCUGAUAUUUUUCAACGCCUUAUUCCUCUAUCAGUUCACGAAUCUGCUUCUUUAUAUUCUGAAGAAAAAGCUAAAAUAGUGCGCAGUGAAACUGAAAGAUGUGAUUUAGCGAACGGAGAAUUAGAAGCUGUCUUAGACUAUAUGAAACUACCAGGUUUAUUAACAAAAUUCAAAAAUAAUAAUGAUGAUAGAUCAUUUAAUGAGUUUAUAACACCGACACCUGAAGUAAAACAAUGGGCAAAUUUAAUUAAAGAGGAAGAAGAACGAAAAGGAGCCUUUAAAGAUAUAUUAAUGACUUUACAAGGACUGAGAGGACAAUCAAAAGAGCUAAUGGAUGACAUUGCGCUAGUUUUAGAAAAUGAACAACGAGAGUUUGAUGCAAUGCGGUUAAAGUAUGGCGAUUCAUGGACUCUGCCACCAUCUGCAUCACUUACUACUGUUUUUCGUCAAGACUUACUUAGUCACCGUGAUAGAUUUGAACAAGCUGGAAAUUCAGAUAGACACUUGUUUCAAAGAUAUGAUCAGUCAAUGUCUGAUAUAACAAUUUUGAGUAAUGGAGAAAAUAGUGAUGAAUUAGAAAGAAUGUUUGUCGAGGCAUUGGCCUCUUUUGGUACCAAAGCAUCAAGUAAUGGCGAAAAUUUAUUGGACGUGGACGUUUCACGACCCGUAGAAGAUAUUCCAACCAAGGUUAAUCAAGUUGAAGAAUGUUUAAGUAAUCUAUAUAAAGUUAAAAAGGAAAGAAUGGAUACAUUAAAUGAUUUGAAAGAAAAGACGCAAAACAUUGAACCACAGUUGUUUGCGACAGAGCUUGAAAAGUUUUCACCAUAUCGAAAUCGAAUAACAUCUAGCAUUCAUCAUCAACAAGCAUUGUUAGAGGAAUUAACAGUUUUUUACAAAAACUUAGUGGGAGGGGAAGAAGCGCGAUCAUUACAGGAUCGAUGGGAUCAAGCGGAACGAAAAAAAAGAGAGGUUUGCGAACGGUUGAAAAAAGCAAAGGACAGUUAUUUGGAAGUCAAAGAUGGAUUGAGGAAAGGGAUCCAAUUUUAUGUUGAUCUUAAUGACUUGAUCGAGAAUCUUUCAAAAACUGUGCAUCAAUUCGCAAAAACUCGCCAGCAAGAACGAGAAGACUUGAUACGAUCGAUUCAAAGUCAAGAAGAACAACGAAUAAAAAACCAAAUGAACAAAUUUAACGUGACCAAUGUAACGAUACCUACUACAGGAAGUACACCUUAUGAUACUGCGAUGCAUUUAUCCGAAGAAUUAAAUAAAUUAUCACUCAAUUCUGGAGUUCCUAGUACAAAUAUUUAUACAACUAACAAUACCAGUCAAGAAGUGAGCACCGCAAAUGUUCCAACCAACGAUUCAACGUUCUAUGACAAUAUCACAUCCCCCACCGUCCAGUCAUUUGCGUUACCACCAAUUCAUCAAGAUUCAUACCCUACACCUUCAGCACCAUCACAUGUUGGUCCUUCAGCACCACCACAUGUCAGUCCUUCAGCACCACCACACUUUAGCCCUUCAGCACCACCACACGUUAGCCCCUCAGCACCACCACACGUUAGCCCCUCAGCACCACCACACGUUAGCCCUUCAGCACCACCACACGUUAGCCCUUCAGCACCACCACACGUUAGCCCUUCAGCGCCACCACACAUUAGCCCUUCAGCACCAUCGUAUGCUAGCACUUCAGCACCACCUCCAAUGGCUGUACCAAAUUCACCAACAUCUCACAAUCCAUAUUAUUCACAAGCUCCUCAAAGAAUUGUUACUCAAUCAUCUAUCGGAUAUCCAAUGCAAGCAGCAUCACCAAAGACACAAGGCCCUCCCGUUCCUCCUUUACCUUCAGAAUAUCAACAAAAUAGUGUUCAUAUUCCUUUUCAUUCAGAUAUUCAACGUUCAUUUCAACCGAUUAUUCAUUCUAUAAACGCACAACCUCAACCACCUGCACCACAACCUUUGUCUCGACCAUAUAGUGUUCAAUAUCAAUAUCCCCAACAGACAAAUCUACAGCAGCAACAACAGCCACAAACUUCACAGAUGAAUAGCCAGUCAGUGACAUCACAACAACCGCCUAUUUCAGGGCCAUCUAGUAUAUAUGGAGCUUCAUUACCAUCUCAGCCUAAUUACUCACCAACAAAUUAUCGUUUUUCUCAACAACAGCCACCUCAACAAUUACCCCAAUCGCCAACACAACACCGUCAAUCGACCUAUGACAGUUUUGCAUCACCUUUACAGAGUAGUUACGUUCAACCACCUUCUGGGUUACAUCAAUCUCAAAUUCCUCCCGUACAACAGCAAUAUUCUUCAUCUGUUCCUGCGGUUCAACAACAACAAUAUACUAUGCAGACUAUGCAGAGACCACAAUUUAGUCAGCCCUCUCAAAUGUUGCCAACACAACAACCACAAAAUCUUUAUCAAACAAAUCCAAUCCCAUCACAAGUCCAGCAGCCUGUAGUAGGAUUUUAUCAGAAUUCUUCACCGCAAGUCCCUAUCCAACAGGGAAAUUAUCCUCCAACAGCUGGUCUUCAGCAGUCUAAUCAUAGUUACCAACAAGCACCUUAUCAUGCCCAAUAUCGGCCUCCAACAGCACCACCACCUCCAAGAAAUGAUGGCCCUUCAUUGUUAGAUUAG
This is a messenger RNA of Racocetra persica, 3735 nucleotides long. The record is from the annotation of a GenBank genome assembly. Lineage: Eukaryota; Fungi; Glomeromycota; Glomeromycetes; Diversisporales; Gigasporaceae.